AUGAGAAUGAUCUUUUUAUCGCAGACCACAGUUGGACUCCUGGGGAAUUUCUUUCUUCUUUACCAUUACAGUUUCCUUUAUUACACCAGAUGCACAUUAAGGUCCACAGAUGCGAUUCUCAAGCACCUGACUGUAGCCAACUCCUUGGUCAUACUCUCCAAAGGAGUCCCCCAGACAGUGGCUGCUUUUGGGAGGAAAUGUUUCCUGAAUGAUGUUGGGUGCAAACUGGUUUUCUAUGUUCACAGAGUGGGCAGGGGUGUGUGCGUUGGCACCACCUGUCUCUUGAGUGUCUUCCAGGCCAUCACCAUCAGCCCCGCAGGCUCCAGGUGGGCAGAGCUGAAACCACAAGCUGCUCAAUGCAUUGGGCCCCUCAGUAUCCUGUGCUGGAUCCUGAACAUGCUGGUAAAUACCAUUGUUCUUCAGAGAGUGACUGGCCAGCAGAACAGGGUAAACAGCACAAAGGAAAAGGAUUUGGGAUACUGUGCUGCAGUAGAUUUUGACAGCAGCAUUUUAGGAUUCCUACAUAUUAUGUUGUUAUCAUCCUAUGAUGUCUUGGGUUUGGGACUCAUGACCUGGGCCAGUGGCUCCAUGGUUUGCAUCCUGCACAGGCACAAGCAGCAGGUCCAACACAUUCACAGGACCAACCUCUCCCCCAGAUCCUCCCCUGAGUCCAGAGUCACCCAAAGCAUCCUUGUCCUAGUGAGCACCUUUGUAGCAUUUUACACCCUCUCCUCUAUCUUUACAUUACUGUUGACCAUUUUGCCUAAUCCAGGUCUGUGGCUGGUGAACACCUCUGCACUAAUGGCUGCUUGUUUUCCUACAGUCAGCCCCUUUGUUCUCAUGGGCCGUGACCCCAGGAUACCCAAAAUCCACUCCACCUGCUGUUGA
Propithecus coquereli (Coquerel's sifaka) is the source of this 888-nucleotide messenger RNA. Its product is annotated as vomeronasal type-1 receptor 3-like. The transcript has a single exon. Gene Ontology annotation, cellular component: membrane. The coding region runs from base 1 to 888 and encodes 295 amino acids. The record is from RefSeq and is a predicted model, not a curated record. Lineage: Eukaryota; Metazoa; Chordata; Mammalia; Primates; Indriidae. Gene Ontology annotation, molecular function: pheromone receptor activity. Gene Ontology annotation, biological process: G protein-coupled receptor signaling pathway.